This is a messenger RNA of Scheffersomyces coipomensis, 2661 nucleotides long. RefSeq lists its product as uncharacterized. NCBI's taxonomy places the organism in Eukaryota, Fungi, Ascomycota, Pichiomycetes, Serinales, Debaryomycetaceae. Gene Ontology annotation, biological process: translational initiation. The transcript has 2 exons. Gene Ontology annotation, molecular function: ribosome binding; protein binding; mRNA binding. The coding region runs from base 499 to 2430 and encodes 643 amino acids. The record is from RefSeq and is a predicted model, not a curated record. Gene Ontology annotation, cellular component: cytosolic small ribosomal subunit.
AAAAAAAAAAAAGCAGAAAAAAAAGAAAAAGAAAUUUGUCGUUGGAAAGCGCUGGUUAACUAUGAGAGAGAGAGCGUAGUGAGUGACAUAGCGGCGGUUUACGUCUUGAUGUAAAAAAAGUCGAUUUGGAAGAAACUAUCAGAAGAAGAAGAAGAACAAGGACAAUUAACCCUGACAAUCUAUUCAACACAUUCCAAUUAUUAACUUAGAUUGGAACUCAUUGCUGUUCAUCCCACCUGCUAGAUUGUUAAUUCAUCCAUCACAUCACAUCUCAUCUCAUCAUCACUACUUUCUCAAUCCAUCAUACUGAUUUGUUGAGUUGUAAAAAAGGUUAAAGACAGUUCCAGAUCAAUUUAUUUACAACCAGAUCUUUCACCAUAUCCUAGUUUUUCUAUUUUAUAUUCAGUUAUAAAGUAUCAUCUUAUCAAGAGCUCAUUUGUCUACUUGAAUCCUUCAUCCACUUAGUUUGUUACCUAAACUAACUUUAUUUAUUCUAAAAUGUCGAAAACUACCGAAUUUUUUUGCCGUUUACCCAAAUCUAUUGAUUUAACUCAAGAUUUAGACGAUAUCACUCCAUUACCAAAAGCUAAUGAAGAAUGUCGUGCUGCAUUAUAUUCUUCCAAUGGGAAAUAUUUUGCUUAUACUCAACCAAAUGAUGUUAUAAUAUUAAAUACCGAAUCCAAAGCCAACGUUUUCUUUAAAAUCGAUUUAAAAGAAGUAUUUGAUAUUUAUUUUUCACCUCAAGGAUCUUUCUUAUGUUUAUGGUGUAAACCAAUUUUAACUGAUAAAGAAAGUGGAAUUUGGAAUAAUAAUUUAAAGAUUUUUAGUUUAAAAACAAAAUCAAUUAUAAUUGAAUGGUCUCAAAAGAAUCAAAGUGGUUGGAAACCUCAAUUCACUGCUGAUGAAAAAAUCAUUGCUAAAAGCUUUUCAAAUAAUAAAGAAAUUCAUUUUUAUGCUAUUGGUGAAGGUGAUGCUACUAUUAAUGUUAAUCAACCAACUUUUAAAUAUAAAGUUGAAGAUUCCAAGAUUCCUUAUCAAAGUUUUCAAAUUUCUCCUGGUUUAAAUCCAUCCGUAGCUAUUUUUAUUCCGGAAAAGAAUGGUAAACCAGCUAAUGUAUUAAUUUAUAAUAUUCCAAAUUUUCAACAACCAAUUUGUUCUAAGAAUUUCUUUAAAGCUGAAAGAUGUCAAUUAAAAUGGAAUUCAUUAGGAACAGCUUUGUUAGCUUUAGCUUCAACUGAUCAUGAUUCAACUAAUAAAUCUUAUUAUGGUGAAACUAAUUUAUAUCUUUUAGGUAUAGCUGGAUCAUAUGAUUCAAGAAUUGAUUUAAAACGUGAAGGUCCAAUUCAUGAUAUAACUUGGUCACCAUCAGCUCGUGAAUUUGCCGUUAGUUAUGGUUAUAUGCCAUCUGAAACUACAUUUUUUGAUUCAAGAGGUAAUGCUAUUCAUUCUUUACCAACUGCUCCAAGAAAUACUAUUUUAUAUUCACCUCAUGCCAGAUUUGUAUUAGUGGCAGGAUUUGGAAAUUUACAAGGUACAGUUGAUGUUUAUGAUCGUCAAAAUAAAUUUUCAAAAGUUGUUACAUUUGAAGCUGCUAAUACAUCAGUUUGUGAAUGGUCACCAUGUGGGAGAUUUAUUUUAACUGCUACAACAGCUCCAAGAUUAAGAGUUGAUAAUGGAUGUAAGAUUUGGCAUGCCAGUGGGAAAUUAAUUUAUUUAAAAGAAUAUCAAGAAUUAUAUCUGAUUGGUUGGAAACCUCAAGAUAUAACUCAAUUCCCUGCUUUAAAACAAUUAGAACCUUGUCCACCAGCUCAUGAAUCAACUAAUGAAUAUUUAGCUAAACGUGCUUUGGCAACUGCUACUGCUGCCACUAAACCAGCAGGUGCUUAUCGUCCUCCACAUGCUAGAAAUUCAGCUGCAUCUUCAUCAUCAACUUCAUUAUAUCAAAAGGAAUUAUUACAAAAGGGUAUAUCACCAGUAAGUUCAACUGUUCCUAUCCCACAACCUCAAAAGAAUGGUAUUAAUCCUUCAAGUGGUAGAAGUAGAGUUGUACCUGGAGCUGCUCCAAUUGAAGUUAAAGAAAGUAAAAGUGCUAUUAAGAAUAGAAAAAAGAGAGAAGCUAAGAAAUUAUCAUCAUCAACUUCAGGAUCAUCAAUUGCAUCUCAACUUGAUGAAUCCAAUUCUCAAACUUCAACUGCCCCAACUACUCCAACUCCAUCAACUCCAGUUGUUAUUGAAGUUGCUAGUGUUGUUGGAGGAGUUAUUUCAUUAGAAGAAAAGAAAAUUAGAUCUUUAUUAAAGAAAUUAAGAGCGAUUGAACAAUUAAAAAUGAAACAAGCUACUGGUGAAGCCUUAGAAGAUACUCAAGUGAGUAAAAUUAAGAAAGAAGAUGAUAUUAGAAAAGAAUUGAAUGCAUUAGGAUGGAAUGAAUAGAUAAUUUGUUGUUUCGCUUUGUAUUCUUAGUAUUCUUUCUUUCUUUCUUUAUUUCUAAUUGGGUUUUGAUCUUGUAAUUCUAGUUUUCCCCCAUUUUUUAGUUUAGUUUACUUAUAUAUAUAUAGUUAUACAUUAUGCAUACUUUCAUUUUUUUAGUAUAGUUCUUUGACAGAUAUAGAUUACAUUUUUUUUUCUCACGGUACAAUAUAAUAAACAAAAAGUAUAUAAUCA